Messenger RNA from Sardina pilchardus (European sardine), 1894 nucleotides. It is a transcript of the gene tchp, whose product is annotated as trichoplein, keratin filament binding. The record is from RefSeq and is a predicted model, not a curated record. The coding region runs from base 146 to 1645 and encodes 499 amino acids. Gene Ontology annotation, cellular component: keratin filament. The transcript is spliced from 13 exons. Gene Ontology annotation, biological process: apoptotic process. NCBI's taxonomy places the organism in Eukaryota, Metazoa, Chordata, Actinopteri, Clupeiformes, Clupeidae.
CAGGAAGCCAGUUUUUGAAAGCUUGCUGUGUCUGCCAGAAGCCAACUGUCCAUUCAACAAAGUAACAUAACGCUUUUUUUGUGCAGUACGUGCCUCGAAGCAGAGGUUCUUUAUAAUAGUAACUGAUUUGCUUGUUCAGAGGACCAUGGCUUUGCCAACGCUUACUGCUCAUUGGCCGAGUCGCGCAAGGACUUUGGAGAGACAGAUGGCACGGCAACGGGAACAAGAGGCCCGCUGGCGGCAGCAAUGGGAGAACCACUCCAAGUACAUGAAAGAGCAGCACGUUCGUACCAGCAAGCAGGCACAUUGGAGCUCCCGUCAAUCAUACGAACAGAGCAUGAGUGCAUACCAGCGUGAGCAUGUGCAAGAGGAGAAGAAGCGUAGUCUACAGGAGCGGAGGGAGCGCCUGAGAGCCAUGCUGCAGGAGGAGAGGGACAUGCUGGAGGCCGAGCUCCGACAGGUGAUCCCGGACAGGAGCGCCCUGACCAGGCAGCUGGUGGAGAAGACGGAGAGCCUCCGGACGGCCAGAGAGGAGCGCAGGAGAAAGGUUGCUCAGGAGUUGCUGAGGGAACACUGGAAGACAAACAACCCUGAGCUGCGAAAGGUCGAGUCGGCGUUGCACAAAGAUCACGUUGUGGGCCAGUGGCAGGUCCAGCAGGAGGAGAAGAAACAGGUUGAGGAGAAGGCCGUGGAGGAGAAGAGGCGCUUCGAGAACGAGUACGAGCGCGCGCGCCGGGAGGCCCUGGAGAGGAUGAAAGAGGCGGAGGAGAAGCGGAAAGAGGAGGAGAAGAGGAGAGCCGAGGAUCUCCGCCAGCAGAUGGAGGAACUGAAGCUGCGGGAGGAGGAGGCCAAGCGUCUGAAGGAGGAGCAGGAGGCCCUGCUGGCGCAGCACUGGGAGGUGGAGAGGCUGGAGGAGGAGCGAAGGAGGGCAGAGGAGGACAGGAAGAAAGCCAAUCUGGGGCGGAUCCUGACGCGGCAGUAUCGCACCCAGCUGAAGAGGAGAGCCCAGCAGGUGCAGGAGGAGCUGGAGUCUGACCGGCGGCUGCUGGCGGCGCUGGUGGAGGCCCAGCAGCAGGAGCGGACGCUGGAGAGCGCGCGGCGGGAGCGGGCGGUGGCGGACGCCGCCUGGAUGAAGCGCGUCCUGGAGGACCAGCUCCGGCUGGAGAAGCAGCGGGAGGCCGAGUUCGAGAUCCUCUACAGUGAGGAGGCCCAGCGGAUGUGGGAGAAGAGAGAGGCCGAGUGGGCGAGAGAGAAGCGCGCCAGGGAGAGACUCAUGCAGGAGGUCCUGUCGGAGCGGCAGCAGCAGCUGGAGCGGAAGAUGCAGGAGAACCGGCAGGCCCAGGAGGAGUCUCUGCAGCGGCGCGAGGAGCUGAUGGAGCAGCUGGAGCAGGAGCGCCUCACUCAACUGCAGGAGCAGCAGGAGCAGGAGGACCACAAGACCGUACGCAUGCAGGAGAUCAGCGCACAGGUGGAGGCGCAGCGUAGGGAGCGCUGGGAGGAGGAGCGGCGGCGGGAGCAGGAGGAGGAGGAGGAGCAGGUGGCGCUGAGGCUGGAUGAAGAGCAGCUGCAGCAGGAGACCCAGAGGAUCGCCCAGCAGGGCUACCAGGACAGGAUCCGAGGACGGCCACGCUCUGCCUGGACCUGAUCGUCAUGACGACACUUUGCUCAUGGAGACGAGCUCAAGUGGCUAUGCUUUAUAUGGAUAUGCAUUACUCUGAUCAGUUCUUUGCACAUUCUAGAGGGACUUAGUGUUGAUCGAGUUCUUAUCAGUCCUUAAUUUAUUGAUCAUUUUUUUAGAAGGAAUUGUGGAAGUGUGUUUUUAUAGUUGUUUUAAGCAUUUUUGUACAAUUACCAGAUGAAUUUUAUAAUGUUUUUUUAUUAAUAAAAAAGAAAA